This is a messenger RNA of Brassica rapa (field mustard), 1410 nucleotides long. RefSeq names its product cytoplasmic tRNA 2-thiolation protein 1. The record is from RefSeq and is a predicted model, not a curated record. Gene Ontology annotation, biological process: tRNA wobble position uridine thiolation. Gene Ontology annotation, cellular component: mitochondrion; cytosolic tRNA wobble base thiouridylase complex. Lineage: Eukaryota; Viridiplantae; Streptophyta; Magnoliopsida; Brassicales; Brassicaceae. Gene Ontology annotation, molecular function: tRNA binding.
ACGCCGCCGCUUUUUGUGUGACUCCUAGUUUAGGUCGUGUUUCACCGGCGUCUUGUACUAAAAUCCCGGAAAAUUUCAUUCUCAUGAGCUGAGCUCCGGUUAAAAAAAAUGGAAGCAAGCGAAGGCAAGAGCAAGAAACAAGGAGCCUCUCGCCUCUGCUGCUUAUGCAACCAGAGACGUCCCGUCCUCAAACGACCCAAAACACUUCAACAGAUAUGCAAGGAGUGCUUCUACGAGGUCUUUGAGGAGGAGAUUCAUCAAGUUAUUGUGAAGAAUCAUUUAUUCAAAUCCGGUGAACGUGUUGCUAUUGGUGCCUCUGGUGGCAAAGAUUCUACAGUACUGGCGUAUGUGUUGUCGGAGCUAAACAGACGUCACAGUUACGGGCUAGACCUCUUUCUCUUGUCCAUAGAUGAAGGGAUCACAGGUUACCGUGAUGAUUCUCUUGAGACCGUUAAAAGAAACGAACUCCAAUAUGGGUUGCCUCUUCAGAUUCUUUCAUACAAAGAUCUGUAUGGAUGGACUAUGGACGACAUUGUGAAAAUGAUCGGUUUGAAGAACAACUGCACCUUCUGUGGUGUCUUCCGUCGACAGGCGCUUGAUAGAGGAGCUGCGUUGUUGAAAGUAGAUAAGCUAGUCACUGGUCAUAACGCGGAUGAUAUAGCAGAAACCGUUCUCUUGAACAUCUUGCGUGGGGAUAUCGCUAGAUUAAGUCGGUGUACAUCGAUAACUACAGGUGAAGAUGGUCCUAUUCCAAGAUGUAAACCUUUCAAGUAUACAUACGAGAAGGAGAUUGUCAUGUAUGCUUAUUUCAAGAAGCUGGACUACUUCUCCACCGAAUGUAUAUAUUCUCCUAAUGCGUAUCGUGGCUUCGCCCGUGAGUUCAUCAAAGAUUUGGAGAGACUAAGGCCAAGGGCGAUUCUUGACAUCAUAAAAUCUGGUGAAGAUUUUAGAAUUGCAACAACUACAAAGAUGCCUGAGCAAGGGACUUGUGAGCGGUGCGGUUAUAUAUCUAGCCAGAAAUGGUGUAAAGCUUGUGUGUUGUUGGAUGGACUGAACCGUGGUUUGCCUAAGAUGGGUAUUGGAAGAGCGAGAGGAGGCGUAAAUGGUGAUCAUCAAAAGGAAACAAAGAAACCUGCAUCUGCUGCAAGAUCUUUAGAGAGCAAACAAUGUGGAUCUCUUGAUUUCUAAGUUUAGAAGAGAGAGAGAGAGCUAUGAAACUCAUAUAAGUCAUGAUGAUUGAUUCUAUAGAAAGUUUGAAAUCCCUUGUUGUACAAGUUAUGCAAUGCCUUCAAGAGAUUUUUUUUUUUUUUUUUUGCAAUGUUCAAGAAUUAUUAGACGUUAAUUAGGCCUUUUCAGCGAAUUUAUUUUUUGUUUUUACAUUUAUAUAAGAUAUUUUAGUUUUUGGCUUAA